GAGAAAAGAUCGAGUGCUCCUCGCACACCCUAUCGUAUGAAUCUCUUCCCUCUUUGAAAAGCGUUCUGCGUUCACCGGCGUCAGAAAGUUCUUCCGAUCAGGUUUCCGGCCAUCGCCGAGGGAGUUGUUAAGCACAGCUUUGGGAACUAAGAGAAAUUAUCCAUUGAAGUCAGCAACAAAUUUUGCAGUGGAUUUUUCGGGAAUAUUUUUCACCUGAAAAAAUUUGAAGCAAAUGUCUUUACAAAACAAGGGAUUUUGGAUGGUAAAGGGUUCUGGACACAUUAAUGACAGGGAGACUGCAUUUGAUAAUCCUUCCAAAAUUGAAUCAAAACGACCUCAUCAGUGGUUUGCUGAUGCUGCUGAAGUUGAUUUUUUUCCAAACAAAAAACAAGCUUUAGAAGAUGCGAAUGAAAAAUCUAGUUCAGGACUUUCAAAUGUAAAUUUUUCUCCAUGGGAGAAUGAUUCCAAUUUUCAUUCAGUCCCAAGCCAUUUCAUUGGUCGGUUAUUUGGAUCUGAAACUAGGCCUGUCAAUUUCACCGAAAAGAAUACUUAUGUUCCGGCUGAUGAUUCUGAUAUGAGAUCAAAGAUGAUCACCAAUCAAUAUGGAGAUGAUGCAUCUUUUGGCUUGUCUAUAUCUCAUUCCGUCGUAGAUUCUGAAGCAUGUAUAAAUUUUGGUGGAAUCAAAAAAGUCAAAGUAAAUCAGGUUAAGGAUUUUGAUGAUGUACCGGAUCCGGAGGGACAUAAUUUUAGUAGACAGAGUAAUGGCGAUCCACAUCAGGCCUAUAAUGGGGAAGUUGAGGGAAGGUCUGCAUCAAUAGGGCAAGCCUUUGACAAGGAUGGUGAUGUCACUUUAAUGGGACUCAGCUACAGCAGAGGGGAUGAUGCCCAUGUUAGAUCAUUUGGUGCCCCUUUUGGCAAAGGAGAUGACUCAAUCAUAUCAAUUGGUGAAUCCUAUAACAAAGAGGACACAAAUAUAAUUUCUUUUGGUGGGUUCCCUGAUGAACGGGAUAUUAUCUCUGUGGGAAGGCCUGCUGCAGAGUACGGUCAAUCAUAUAAUCAAUCUUCAGUUCAUGUGUCAACAACAGCUCAUGAGAAAGAGUUGUAUGCAUCAAAUUCUGAUGUAGUCGCAAGUACGCAUCAGAUAGUAAAAGUAAAGUCUGAAACUAUGGCAAAGAAUAAACAAGAGUUCAAAACUGCAAGGAAAGAAGCUCCAAACAGUUUCCCUUCUAAUGUCAGGAGCUUGAUAUCUACUGGUAUGCUUGAUGGUGUUCCUGUAAAGUAUGUCUCAGGGGCGCGGGAGGAACAUCGUGGAAUUAUAAAAGGCUCUGGCUAUCUUUGUGGGUGUCAGUCAUGUAACUAUUCCAAGGUUUUGAAUGCUUAUGAAUUUGAGAGACAUGCUGGUUGCAAAACAAAACAUCCAAACAACCAUAUUUAUUUUGAGAAUGGGAAGACCAUUUAUCAAAUAGUACAGGAAUUGAGGAGUACCCCAGAAAGUUUGUUGUUUGAUACAAUUCAAACAGUUUUUGGUGCACCAAUCAAUCAGAAAGCAUUUCGCAGUUGGAAAGAAUCAUUUCAAGCAGCAACUAGAGAGCUUCAACGCAUUUACGGAAAGGAAGAACUUAACCUAUAAGUCCCAAGCCUUUGUGAAAACGUAACUUAGGUUAGAGACUAGUGUGCAUAGUAAGAUAUAUCAUUUUUAGAAUUUUUCCUGUAUCUUUUUCAGGCUCCGCAGCCUUCAGUGCAUUGUGUGCCUUUGUGGCCUUGCUUAAAAUAUUGGAGGUUUUAUAACAGCUUUUGUACAAAUCAGUGGAAUUAGGUGGCUUUGGUAGAUAGAAUUAUCUAUAACAUUACCGAGAAAGCUAAUGUUCUUUUGUUACUGAAAGGAGCAAGACUUAUUAGCUUGUUAAUUUUGGGGCACUGGACUGAA
Messenger RNA from Gastrolobium bilobum, 1927 nucleotides. RefSeq lists its product as uncharacterized. The record is from RefSeq and is a predicted model, not a curated record. Lineage: Eukaryota; Viridiplantae; Streptophyta; Magnoliopsida; Fabales; Fabaceae. The transcript is spliced from 6 exons. Bases 233 to 1630 code for a protein of 465 amino acids.